GGUUAUAUUUACUACAUUAUUACAUAACUCGACAUACUUCAAUUCGUUUACAAUUGCUACAUUCAUACCAUACCUACUACGUUCACUAGCGCUAUUCUGGAAGGUUUUUGAACUAUUAUUUAUAGAAAACGCAGGCAGCGAUCCCAUUCGUACGAUAAUUAUCGUACGCGUCACAUAAUUUGAAGCCUUCUACGAUCCAAAAUUUGGCUUGUGCGAUCCAAAAUUCAGCUUGGAUGUAAUUAACAAUAAUUCAAUAUGUAAAUAUCGAAGUUGUUAACGACAACAAGUUGAUUUUGUUUUUUGUUUCGCGAUUCGGUUGUCGGUUGCAGCGUACUCUAGCGUACACAGUUGGACUAUUUUUUGGUGACUAGAGCCAGGUAACAAUUGAAAAUAGCUCGGAAACCAAUAAAAAACCAAAAAAGCCAGGAAAACCUUGAAAAAUACAAUUAGAAGGAUAGAAAAUAGGAAAAAGAAAAGGACGAAAAAGGACCUGAGGACCUAAAAAAAAAAAGAAAAAAAAGCAGGUCAUUAAGUUUGCAAAAUUAACAAUUAUAUGAUAAUGGAAGAAUGGAUAUACGAAAGUUUAUCUGGUUUGCUGGAUUUCCCAGUACCAGAAGAAUUAAUACAAUUUAUUAUAAAAAUAAGAAAUGAAAGAGAUUUAGAUGAAUAUCUUACAACUCUGUUGGAUUUGAAAAAUCCUAAACAUAAACAAUUUAUAGCUGAAUUGAAAAAAAGACAAGCUUCAUGCAAUGAUCCAGCUGGAUAUAAAAAAACGAAUGACAAUAAUGAUGAUUGUAAGAAAAAGCAAAAUGACAAGAAAAAAAAUAAAACAAAAGGCAAAGAAAAUAUACAGGUACAAGAAAUGAAAAUCGAUAAAAUAGAAAAAAUAGAAAAAAAGAAGCCAAAAUUUGUGAAUUUGUAUUCGCAAGAAGGACGCGAUAGAGAAACUGUUUUAUUAAAAGGUAGACACAAAUGUGACUGUGAAGCAAAAAAGCAUUCUCUGAUAAAUAAUUGCAAUAAUUGCGGUAGAAUAGUUUGUUAUCAAGAAGGAUCUGGUCCAUGUUUUUUUUGUGGAACAUUGGUAUGUUCUCGCGAACAACAAGCUAUACUUUCUAGUAAUACUAAGCAAGCAGAUGAUUUAUAUAAUAAAUUAAUGGAUCGAAAACCCAAUAAAGGCUUAGAAGAAUCUAUCAAACAACGCGAUAAACUACUGGAAUAUGAUCGCAAUAGUGCACGACGUACAAAAGUAAUUGACGAUGAAUCGGAUUAUUUUCAAACAAAUAGUACAUGGCUUACAUCCGCAGAACGAGAAAAAUUUCGAAAGCGCGAAGAAGAAAUAAGUGCUCAAAAACAUGCAUCUCGUUUGAGUAGAAAAGUAACUUUAGAUUUUAUUGGUAGAGAAGUAUUCGUAGGUCAAGAGGAGAAUAAUGAAUUAGACGAUCUAUAUGAAUUGACGUUAGAUACUGAGUCAAUAAAUAGCAAUAUUUCUCCAAAUAUAAAUUUCGACAGCCUAACGUAUAUUAAACAAGAAACGAUGCGAUCUGUUAAACAAACAUCAAACAUUAUUGCAAAAAGUAAAAUUCAAGAUAAAGAAUAUUUAGAACUAACGGAUCAAGGCUUAUGUUUAAGUAUGCAUCAGCCGUAUGCUUCGCUACUGGUUGCAGGAAUAAAACUUCACGAAGGUCGAACUUGGUAUUCUUCUCAUAGAGGAAGAUUAUGGAUAGCGUCGACUGCUAAAACACCUACUGCAGGAGAUAUUUCAGAAAUAGAACAUUUCUAUCGUAUUUUAAAAAAUGAGAAAAUUAAAUUUCCGGAAAACUAUUCUACUAGUACUUUAUUGGGCUGUGUAACAAUUGUUGAUGUUUUGUCUCAAGAACAAUACAGAGAAAUGUAUCCCGAAGGAGAAAGUGAAAGCCCUUAUGUUUUUAUAUGCGAAAAUUCGUAUACUCUUCCUAUUAAAUUCCCUAUACAAGGAAAACAUAAGAUUUAUAAAUUAGAUAACAAAAUUCAUCAAGCUGCUAUGAAAUCUUUAGACAAAGUUAUUAAGGAGAAAAAAGAAUAAUUCAUUACAUUAUCUAAUUAAAAAGUGCUUGUACAUUUGCAUGUUUAUAAAUAUAAUUUAACGCAGAUAUAAUAAUCUUACAUAGUACGUAAUCUCAUUUUAUAAAAGUAACAGAGAAUUCUAUUCAAUGAAUUCGUUUUCACAAUAAAGUAACAUUUUAAAUAGUAUUUAAAUAUUAUAUAUAUAUGUAUAAAAGAAACAAUCAUCAAAAUAUACUUCUUGCAAUGUAUACAAAACGUAAUUUAUUAUUUGUUUACAAUGUGGAUAACAUUAUUAAAAAAUUAAUUGCAUGUUAUGUAAGCACAAUUAUUGUAAUGUAAUCAUCAUCAUUACAUUUAUUUAUUGUAUAUUUAAUAUUAUAUUUUUUGUGCUAUACUUAUCUCCCUACCUAAAUACAUCAUUAAUGAAAAAAUAUUAUCAGUCCUCUCAGAUAUUAGAAUAGUCGAUCGAUAUAUUAAAUAUACAUUUAUAUUUUUCUAAUUUCUGAAAUGUAGACAGAAGCAAUUUUAAGAAAAAUGUGUUUCAUGCGAAUACGUGGCAAUAUUCUAAUAAAACUCAUGACUAUCCUUUUCAAAGUCUCAUCAGUUUUGUUUUUUUAAACAUAUAUCAAACCUUAAUUGUGUCUAUAUUUAUGUUAUUUGUCAAUUACUAAAUCUAAAAAAUUUCCAAAACUUUGUAUCUUAUUAAGCACCUGUACUAUGCAAAUUAAAAUAAAAAUUAAAAUAUACAUAUUUUCCUAAAUAUAAAGUCUUAUUUCUCUAAUAAAAUAACAUUUAAUUGUAAGCAAUAUUUUCACGAACCU
Molecule: messenger RNA, 2864 nt
Organism: Polistes dominula (European paper wasp)
Lineage: Eukaryota; Metazoa; Arthropoda; Insecta; Hymenoptera; Vespidae
Product: activating signal cointegrator 1
Biological process (GO): rescue of stalled cytosolic ribosome
Cellular component (GO): RQC-trigger complex; nucleus
Molecular function (GO): zinc ion binding
Source: RefSeq, a predicted model, not a curated record